This is a messenger RNA of Hydra vulgaris (swiftwater hydra), 495 nucleotides long. RefSeq lists its product as uncharacterized. NCBI's taxonomy places the organism in Eukaryota, Metazoa, Cnidaria, Hydrozoa, Anthoathecata, Hydridae. The record is from RefSeq and is a predicted model, not a curated record.
AUGGAACUCUCAUCGCAUGAUAUAUCCAGAUUACUUGGUGUCGACAAUGACAGUCCUUGGGUUUUACAUGCUUGUUUUACUUUGAUGUUUGCUCCACUUACUCUCAUCUUUCAAAAACCAUUUGAUAAUGGUAAAGUUCCAAGUUUAUGGUCCAAAAUUAAUGUAACGCCUUUAAUUAAAAAGGACUCCAAAAUCGAACCAUCAAACUACAGAACAAUAUAUCUCACCUCAACUCCAUGUAAAAUAAUGGAGAAACUAGUUAAGAAAGCAGUUAUGCAGCAUCCAAAAUCAAGCAAUCUUCUUUCAAAUAGUCAACAUGGCUUUUCAGAGAAAAAAUCAUGCAUUACGAAUCUCCUUGAAACAAUGGACAUCUUGACUCGAAGUAUGGCUAAAAAACUACCAGUUGACGUUAUAUUCCUGGAUUUUGCCAAAGCAUUUGGCAAAGUGCUACAUCAGCAAAUGCUUUAUAAACUUUUUUUUUUUUUUCAGAUUUAG